Siniperca chuatsi (mandarin fish) is the source of this 1132-nucleotide messenger RNA. RefSeq lists its product as uncharacterized. The transcript has a single exon. The record is from RefSeq and is a predicted model, not a curated record. Bases 1 to 321 code for a protein of 106 amino acids. NCBI's taxonomy places the organism in Eukaryota, Metazoa, Chordata, Actinopteri, Centrarchiformes, Sinipercidae.
AUGUCGGACUGCGAUCCAGCUGCUGUAGAGGAGCAGAAGGCCGCAGAGGAACCUCCUGGUCUUGGUUCUCCUGGUCCUGGACGUCCCCCCCUAGCAGAGAAGGCCCUGUCGGAGGCCUUUGCUCGGUUGCGGUACCGGGACACGUCCCUGCUGAUCUGGCAGCAGCAGCAGCAGGAUCUGCAGGCGGCGCCCCCCUCCACCUACCUGAACCGCAGCCAGUCGGCCUGGUACAGCAGCUUCGGGAACCAGGCCGUGCUGGUCCGGGACAAGAGGGGCCUGGAGGACGCAGAGGGACGGUCCAGGAUCUGCAGCGUCAUGUAGGCAGGAACCAGAAACGUGAACAGACUGGUUUGAUUUAAGCCAGAGACUGAACUCCAUGUAUUUCUGAGUGGAUUAAAGUUUCUGGUAACUUUAUUUUACUGUUCCAAACUUAAAACUAAGCCACGCCGGGUACAGUGGGCCCGGUAGUUCACCUGGUAGAGCGCGUACCAUUAAGGCCCAGGUUCGAUUCCAACCCGGGGCCCUUUGCUGCAUGUCCCCCCCCUUCCUGUCUCUCUCUGCAGCUGUCUAAUAAAGGCAAAAAAAUCACAAAAAAAUCUAUUUGAUUUUCCCUUCUAACCUUAAACUGUUUCGUUUCUUAGAGGCCUGAAACUCCCAAAAUAAUUGGAAGUUUCCCAACUGAAUCCGUGUAAUUAGGACCAAAUUACAGAGUUCUUUCCGAGGAACUUCUUUGGAAACGAUAAAGUUUUACCAGGCUGAACCUCGGAGCUUCAGUCACCUGAGUUUGUUGAAGGAGCUUAAAUCCUCUGUUUUCAUUCAGUAGUCUGGUCUGUUUCUUCUUCCUGUGGGCUGAACGACAUCGCAUCCAGAUUUUUUUCCCCAACAGGUCCAGUUCGGAGUCUUGAUUAAAAAAAUAAAAAUAAAACAGUAAAGUUCAGGUUUUGGUGUCAGUUUCUCAGAAGAGAGGACAGAUAUUCAACAACCACAGAGAGAAGAAGAAACAAACUGCUGUAAGCUUCAUCUUUGUUUCAUUCUUCUGACACCAACAGGUGACGGUCUGAUACACACCUGACACCUUCUGAUGUUUUAGCUCAUCGCCUUUUCAGCAAAAAUAAAAUGUUUAAAUUUUGGA